UUGAUUGAAACAUAGGAGGAUGGUGUAUUUUAUUUUGAAAGGAACGUAUAUUCUAAUUCAUGUAUAUAAAUAUAUAUACAUAUAUUCGUUUUCGGCUUACGUAAAUAAAAUGUUGGAUUAAGUUCGUUUGUACUAGAGAGACUGGUUGUUGACGUUAUCGCUUGAAGCAUGUUUCCUAGCAGGUUUCCAUUCCGUCAGGGGGCGUGGCUCGUGACGUCACGCGCACAUGGGGAAUCCCUGACGCUCUUAAAAGCGUGUAGUCAGUCUCUCUUCUCUCAGUCGUGUUUCAGCAUGUUUUCCUCAGAUCUCGUGUCUGUUUCUGCUUCUUCUCUGUGGAUUUUAACGUUUUCUUGGUUGUUGUUCUGUAAACAUGUUGAAGGUGAACACAUUGGUUCAGUCAAACCAAUCAUUGCUCUUCCUGGUGAUGAUGUCAUCCUGCCGUGCUGCCUGGACUCUGAGGUGGACCUCCAGGAUUACACCGUGGAGUGGUCCAAACUGGAGGUGAAGCCUGACCCUUUGGACAGACAGGGCCGCGUCCCUUAUGUGUAUCUGUACCGGAACAGGAAGACCAUGACCAAAGUCAUGAUGGAGACGUUCAUCCAGAGAGUGUCUCUGAACCCAGACGGACUCAAACGAGGAGACGUGACGUUAAAGAUCAGGAACGUGACGCUCCAGGAUGAGGGGAAGUACAGCUGCUUCAUUCCUGGGAAGAAGUUCAGGGAGACGGUUCAGCUGCUUGUUGAGCCAAACGGAGUCAGAGCUCCAACCAUGGAAACAUCCCAGUUUAACAUCUCCACUCCAGAUCCAGGAGGAGAGCAGAACAACAUCUGGAUCAGUCGCUCCAGACCGGCUCUUUGGAUCGCUCUUGGAGUUUUUACCUCAUUCAUCCUCUCUGCUGUUUGUGUUUAUAUCUUUCAGAGGAGACCACAGGAAUGUCAGAAACCUUUCCUGGUGUGAAGACAUCCCAUCUCUCCAAAGCUGCUUUGCUGGUCUUAAAGGACUGAAGAUGGUUUCUGGUACUUCAGCCUCAUGGAGGAUUGUAACCGGUGUGAGGAUGUUCUGGUUCUGACCCGUUUCUGCCGUUGACUUCCUUCUGUCAUGUGGAGAACUUCCUGGAGAUCAAGACCAACUGAAGAACUCUGAACGUUCUAGAUAAAGUCUGAAGGUCUGAGCUGGUCUUUGGACGAUUCCAGACGUUUGUGGAUCUGAGAUGUUUGGAUUGAACUGUAGAACCAGGUUGAUCUGAACCGUUAGGAGUUUGGUUUGUUUAGGUUCUCCUGCAGGAACAGAACCUCAGCUGGUCUGCUCAGAUUCCUGCCGUUCUUCUAGAGAACUUCUACGAUGUUUGUGAGGUCAAAUGUAGAAAGUUUUCCAGGACAAAGUGACAUUGACAAAGACAGUUGAAACUAGCUGAGAGUCUCAGGGGUUUUCUCGAAAACUGAAAGUGAGGUAAAAAGAUGGUCUGAGGUUUCAAGAAGAAAAGCCCCGCCCCCUGAUAUUUAUUGCAAUUGUGCAUUCUAUUGAAUGUCCUAAACUGUAUUUACUGUCAUCUUUAUAUAGACUGCUGUGAUUUUCCUGAAGCUGCUCUGAUAUUCAAACAUAUUACCUGUGCAAAAAAUAAAUGCAAACACAACUUUUAUACUUUAAAUAUUUAUUUAUUUAUUUAAGACAAAUAACUGCAGAAAAGCAGCUUUUAUACUGAAACUGUCUGGUGAUCAAUAAAAAGAUGAAUCCUCCAGA
Molecule: messenger RNA, 1740 nt
Organism: Oryzias melastigma (Indian medaka)
Lineage: Eukaryota; Metazoa; Chordata; Actinopteri; Beloniformes; Adrianichthyidae
Product: myelin-oligodendrocyte glycoprotein
Exons: 4
Coding region: 169-957 (262 amino acids)
Source: RefSeq, a predicted model, not a curated record